AUGCACAAAGUUCGCCAUGCGGCCAGGUCCCUGGCCUGGUACGACCGGGAAGAAGAAGAACAAGCGGGUUGCAACCCCAAUCCGUUCAAGAAGUUCAGAGUCCGUCCACCGCGUCGUCGCACGAGCCAGUUGGAGCGUGGUCUGCUGGAGGGCUCAGCAGAGGAACGGCAACCCUUGGAGGAUGCAAAGAAUACUGAAGUCGUUCCACCGCCAUCCUCGAGCAGCGACCAGACCAGGGCCGUCGAUGGCAGCAUCGAGGAGAGAGACGCGCCUUCGCAGACGACUCCAAAUGAGCCGAUCAGCACCUCCCAAGACGCCCGCCAUUCGGUCGAGGGCGGACCUCGCCAGAGGAAAAAGACGUCCGACACCCCGCCUCAAAACGACGACGAGGAGGAGCAAAAGUCCGUCUCAGACAAGCAGAAAUUCACCGUCGUCGGCCAGCUGAAAGCGACCAUCUUCAAUUCGUGGAUCAAUGUCCUUUUGGUCGCUGCGCCCAUUGGAAUUAUCGUCAAUUGUCUGCAUCUGGAUCCCAGGGCCAUCUUCGUGACCAAUUUUAUCGCCAUCAUGCUGACAACCCUACUCAGACCCCUUGCUGCAAUGUUGAGUUACGCAACUGAGGAAAUCGCCCUACGAACUGGGGAGACACUCGGCGGCCUGUUGAACGCAACGUUUGGCAAUGCUGUUGAAUUGAUCGUUGCCAUCCUGGCCCUCGUGGAUAAUCAGGUGGUCAUCGUGCAGACCUCUCUCAUUGGGAGUAUGUUGUCGAACCUGCUCCUGGUGAUGGGCAUGUGCUUCUUCUUUGGCGGAGUGAACCGAAUGGAACAGAAAUUCAACGUGGUCGUCGCUCAGACGGCGUCGAGUCUGCUCGCGCUGGCUGUCGGCAGUCUGAUUAUUCCCACUGCCUUUCACCAGUGGUCUGGCGCUGGCACAAAUGGAAUUGCGCCUUUGUCUCGAGGUACCAGCGUGAUCUUGUUGGUGGUGUAUGGCGCCUAUCUGUUCUUCCAGCUCAAGUCACACGUGGAGAUCUACAACAAACCAAGCGAGAAGACGGAGAAGAGAGGCAACAAAAAGUCCGAGGGCGAUGCUAGCAAAGGCCUGGCCCAGAUUGGCAUGAUGGGCGCCAGCCUCGCCGGCAAGAACGAGCAUGUCCAGAUGGUCGAGCCGGAGGAAGAAACGGAAGAACCUCAGCUCCACAUCGCGGUCGCUGUCUUCACUCUUGCGGCGUCAACUGCGCUCGUCGCAGUUUGCGCGGAGUUCAUGGUCGAUUCGAUCGAUAAAAUCACCGAGGAUGGCGGGUUAUCCAAGACGUUUGUCGGUUUAGUGCUGCUUCCCAUUGUGGGCAAUGCAGCGGAGCAUGCGACGGCCGUUACGGUUGCAGUGAAGGACAAGAUGGAUCUGGCCAUCGGGGUGGCCGUGGGAUCCAGCAUGCAAAUUGCGCUGUUGGUUCUCCCACUGACCGUGGUGAUCGGAUGGAUUAUCGGCAACGCUGACAUGACGCUGUACUUUGAUGGAUUCCAAAUCACCGUGCUCUUCGUUUCGGUGCUCCUGGUCAACUAUCUGAUCGCCGAUGGCAAGUCACACUGGCUGGAGGGCGUUUUGCUGAUGACGCUGUACAUCAUCAUUGCGGUGGCAUCAUGGUUUUAUCCAUCCAAUGCGAAAACCAGCUGA
Rasamsonia emersonii CBS 393.64 is the source of this 1668-nucleotide messenger RNA. Its product is annotated as Sodium/calcium transporter. The transcript has 11 exons. Gene Ontology annotation, cellular component: fungal-type vacuole membrane. The coding region runs from base 1 to 1668 and encodes 555 amino acids. Lineage: Eukaryota; Fungi; Ascomycota; Eurotiomycetes; Eurotiales; Trichocomaceae. The record is from RefSeq and is a predicted model, not a curated record. Gene Ontology annotation, biological process: calcium ion transmembrane transport; intracellular calcium ion homeostasis. Gene Ontology annotation, molecular function: calcium:proton antiporter activity.